Molecule: messenger RNA, 1193 nt
Organism: Fimicolochytrium jonesii
Lineage: Eukaryota; Fungi; Chytridiomycota; Chytridiomycetes; Spizellomycetales; Powellomycetaceae
Exons: 1
Coding region: 6-1058 (350 amino acids)
Source: RefSeq, a predicted model, not a curated record
GCUGGAUGCUUCUCGAACAACAUAUACAGGACAUAGAAACCAAUGCCCGCGAAAGCACAAGAGGCAAAUUCGGAGGGGACUCCAGAAAUCGGACGACGCGUGCUUUGUUACACAUCGACCACCAAAUCCGCACCUACCGCCCGGCCCGACGAGUGUCGCCGGAGCUGGCGUACCUUCUCAAACUCGGCCCUCAUCUACGAAACAGCCAUGCGCAUGUUGCAAAUUUUGUUGAGACCAUUCCCUGCGGUUCUGACUUUGGCCUUUUCUCGCGCGCCGCCCUCCAUUGCGUUGUGGUGGAAGAACUGGCGAGGCACGUUGGAACGACGGUGACGACCGCCACCAUCACGACCGGCGCUGGGCACCUCAGCCCCGCGGAUCGAUCUGGCGAUGGACAAGAUCCAAAGAGACUUGGCAACGUUUGCCUCCUGCGCGGCCAUCACCUCCCGGCAGCGCGCUUCCGUGCCGAGCAACUACGGCACGGCGGUGGAUGCGGUGACGAGGCUGCCUUAUCGGCCAAGAUGCUGGGCGUCGUCGAGUGGGCCUUUCUUGCCCCGGCAUUGCAGCGCCUCUUGGCCCAGGCCAACUUGAACCUAGAACGGGCAUGUCGGUGCCUCGGUUUGGUGUUAAGAGGGGGCGAGGAUCUCCGCGCUCUUGGGAACAAGUUCAGCUCCCUGAGGCAGGAGGUCCUGGUCAAUGCCGACGGCGAGGGAUCUGCGAAGUACCCUGCGAGGGGAUAUCCGGGUGCACUCGACAAGUGGCCGAAAAAGUGGAGAUACGUAGGAAUCCGCGCGGCCCUGCGGAGGACGUUGCCAACAGCGUCCGCGUCGACUGCGCUACCACCGCAGUCCCCAAUCCGCGGAUCCGAGGGGCACCACCGACGACGACAGGAUGGACGUCAACAAGCCCCGCCGACGUCCCCGGCGCGACUCCCGGCACGACAGCAACUCCCGCGACUCGUGCAUUCCAUGCACCGCCUGGACAUUGAGUCCAACAAGAUCCGAGGCCCCGGUGAGACGGUGGCCUUUCCAUGGGCUUUACACUUUACACUACGUUGGUAAUGUCAUCGAGUUGCAGACGACGUUGGGUACGUGCAAUCUGUUUUCGGCUGAAGGCACAGGAGAAUACCAGAAAUGGUUCAUAUCCAGAGUCAUCAUUCAUUCCGACGGCGUCCAACCCCCUAAUACGUUUUUCCG